CGGCAGUGGCGGGGACAGCGCAGGACAGGACGUGACGCGCGGCUUCCUGGGUUCGUCCUCUGUGCUGCCGCCGGUAGGAGAUCUUCAUCAUGGCUUCAAGGUUACUGUUCCGUAGCGCUGUCCGCGCCCUUACUAGGACUGGCGCUGCACGGGCGGCCGCCCCAGCUAGGUACAUGUCUGCUGGAGGGAUCCCCUCUGAUGAGCAGCAGGCUACUGGGUUAGAGAGAGAAAUUCUUACUGCACUAAAGCGCGGUGAGGAUCCAUACAACAUGCUGAAGCCCAAGCAUUACACAGGGACCAAGGAUGACCCUAAUAUUGUCCCCUCCGUGAACAACCAGAGGAUUGUGGGUUGCAUCUGUGAAGAGGAUAACACCGCUGUCGUCUGGUUCUGGCUGCACAAGGGAGAGACUCAGCGGUGCCCGUCCUGUGGAGCUCAUUACAAGCUUGUACCUCAUGAACAUCACCACUGAUGAUCACGGAAGCCUUCUGUCUUGCUUAUUGUAUUUUACCUGAAUUCCAAUUUACAUUGUAUUGUACUUUAUUCCUUUAUGGCUCGGGACCAUGAAUAUAACAAUACAUGAACCCAGCCGCUA
This is a messenger RNA of Bufo gargarizans (Asiatic toad), 593 nucleotides long. RefSeq names its product cytochrome c oxidase subunit 5B, mitochondrial. Lineage: Eukaryota; Metazoa; Chordata; Amphibia; Anura; Bufonidae. Gene Ontology annotation, cellular component: mitochondrial envelope. The record is from RefSeq and is a predicted model, not a curated record. Gene Ontology annotation, biological process: mitochondrial electron transport, cytochrome c to oxygen. The coding region runs from base 90 to 470 and encodes 126 amino acids. The transcript has 4 exons.